This is a messenger RNA of Petromyzon marinus (sea lamprey), 6431 nucleotides long. The record is from RefSeq and is a predicted model, not a curated record. NCBI's taxonomy places the organism in Eukaryota, Metazoa, Chordata, Hyperoartia, Petromyzontiformes, Petromyzontidae.
AUGAUCGCCGUGAUGAUCGCCGUGAUGAUCGCCGUGAUGAUCGCCGUGAUGAUCGCCGUGAUGAUCGCCGUGAUGAUCGUCGUGAUGAUCGUCGUGAUGAUCGCCGUGAUGAUCGUCGUGAUGAUCGUCGUGAUGAUCGUCGUGAUGAUCGUCGUGAUGAUCGCCGUGAUGAUCGUCGUGAUGAUCGCCGUGAUGAUCGCCGUGAUGAUCGUCGUGAUGAUCGUCGUGAUGAUCGCCGUGAUGAUCGCCGUGAUGAUCGUCGUGAUGAUCGUCGUGAUGAUCGUCGUGAUGAUCGCCGUGAUGAUCGUCGUGAUGAUCGUCGUGAUGAUCGUCGUGAUGAUCGCCGUGAUGAUCGCCGUGAUGAUCGCCGUGAUGAUCGCCGUGAUGAUCGUCGUGAUGAUCGCCGUGAUGAUCGCCGUGAUGAUCGCCGUGAUGAUCGUCGUGAUGAUCGUCGUGAUGAUCGCCGUGAUGAUCGCCGUGAUGAUCGCCGUGAUGAUCGCCGUGAUGAUCGUCGUGAUGAUCGCCGUGAUGAUCGCCGUGAUGAUCGCCGUGAUGAUCGCCGUGAUGAUCGCCGUGAUGAUCGUCGUGAUGAUCGCCGUGAUGAUCGCCGUGAUGAUCGCCGUGAUGAUCGUCGUGAUGAUCGCCGUGAUGAUCGCCGUGAUGAUCGCCGUGAUGAUCGCCGUGAUGAUCGCCGUGAUGAUCGCCGUGAUGAUCGCCGUGAUGAUCGCCGUGAUGAUCGUCGUGAUGAUCGCCGUGAUGAUCGUCGUGAUGAUCGCCGCGAUGAUCGCCGCGAUGAUCGCCGCGAUGAUCGCCGCGAUGAUCGCCGUGAUGAUCGCCGUGAUGAUCGUCGUGAUGAUCGUCGUCGGCGUCGGCGGCGGCGCCCUGUGUCUCUGUGUCUCACCCUGUGUCUCUGUGUCUCCCUGUGUCUCCCUCCCAGUUGAAGACGCAGACUGUGGGGACACAGAGUCCAGCUGGCAUGACCAGCCUCAUGAAUGCGCCGCUAACGGCGACGCUUCCGCCCCGGCCGCCCCCGCCGGGGUCAAGGGUCGAGACGACUCCGCCCCGGCCGCCCCCGCCGGGGUCAAGGGUCGCGACGACGCCGCCCCCGCCGGGGUCAAGGGUCGCGACGACGCCGCCGCCGCCGCCGCCCCCUCCGGGGUCAAGGGUCGCGACGACGCGUCACCGCGGAGCCCCAGCCCCGAGCCAGCGGCUCGCGGGUCACGGGAGGGGCGGCGCCGUUGCCGUGACGACGACGACGACGACAACGACGAGGUCGACGACGACGACGACGAGGAGGAGGAGGAGGAGGCGGCGGUCGCCGCGGCGACGUCGCGACGGGGAGGAGCCGAGGACGACGACGAGGAGGAGGAGGAGGAGGAGGAGGAGGAGGUGGACGAGGAGGCGGCCUUCGGCUGCCACGGCUGCCACCGGGACUUCGACUCGCUGGAGCAGCUGGUGGAGCACCGUGCCAGCGAGUGCCUCGAAGAUGGCGAUGACGACCCCCACCUCUCCUGGGUGGGCUCCUCCCCGUCCAGCAAGGACGUGGCUUCACCCUCCGACCCGGCCGACGGUUGCGACCUCGCCCCCUGCGAGGCCGGCGGCACGGCCGGGGCCGCGGCCUCCUCCGGCGCCGCCGGCCCCGGCGCCGCCGCCGCCGCCGCCGGCACCGCCGGCGCCGGCGGCGGCGGCGACGGCGGCGACGGCGGCGGCGGGCUGCCCUACCCGUGCCAGUUCUGCGACAAGUCGUUCGGCCGCCUCAGCUACCUGAAGCGGCACGAGCAGAGCCACGGCGACAAGCUGCCCUUCCGCUGCCCCUACUGCUGCCGCCUCUUCAAGCACAAGCGGAGCCGCGACCGGCACACGAAGUUGCACACGGGCGACCGCCGCUACCACUGCCCCGAGUGCGACGCGGCGUUCUCGCGCUCCGACCACCUCAAGAUCCACGUGAAGACGCACAGCGCGGCCGCCGCCAAGCCCCACCGCUGCGCCGUCUGCAAGCGGGGCUUCUCCAGCGCCAGCUCGCUGCACGGUCACAUGCAGGUGCACGACAAGACGGUGUCUGGCAAGCCGGACGGCGCCUCCUCGGGCCCGCUCUGCCCGUCUCCCGGCAGCCCGCCGGCGGCGGCGACGGCGGCCACGGCGGUGGCGGCGGCGUCAGCGGCAGGCUCCGGGGGGGCCUCCUCCUCCGGUGGCGCCGGCGGCGCCGCGGGGCCGGCGUCCUCCUCCUCCUCGUCGUCGUCGUCGGCCGCGUCCGGGCGGCCGGGGGGCGGCAGGAGGCCCGGCGCCUCCGAGCGCAAGCCGGAGGCCGGCGCCGACGAGGAGGAGGAUGAAGAGGAGGAGGGUGGGGCGUGCGAGGCGCGCGCGUGCGAGCUCUGCGACGAGGCCUUCCUGCGGGAGGCCGAGCUGCUGGCGCACGUCGCGACGGCGCACGGCGACCGCUGCCCCUCCGCCUCGUCCGCGUCCCCCCCCGACGACCGCCACCGGCAGCGCCACCGGCAGCGCCACCGGCAGCGCCACCUUCAGCAGCAGCAGCAGCAGCAGCAGGAGCAGCAGCUGCAGCUGCAGCUGCAGCUGCAGUGCGUGCACUGCGCGCAGCCGUUCUGCGAGGAGCUGGCGCUGAUGCGCCACCUGGAGGCGAGCCACGGGGGCGAGCGGCCGGGCCGCUGCCCCGUGUGCCCGGAGACGUUCGUCAGCGUGGAGGAGCUCUACAACCACCUCGAGAGCCACCAGCGCGCCGACUCGGCCUGCAGCCGCAGCGACAGCCCCGGCCUGCUGCUGUCGCUGGCGCCGGCGGCGGCGCGGGGGGCGCGGGGGGCCCAGGCGGCGUCGCUCGCCAGCACCACGCCCGACUCGAACGGCUCGGCGGCCGACCGCGCCUCCACCCCCGACUCGUCGUCGUUGGCGCCGCUCUCGCAGCACCACCACCACCACCAGCAGCAGCAGCAGCAGCAGCAGCAGCCUCCGCCGCACAAGCUUCUGGGCGGCAAGAAACUCUUCUCCUUCGGCGGCGGCGGCGGCGGCGGCGGCCGGCGCCUGCUGGCUCCGGCGUCGUCACGCGCCGGCAAGGUGUCCUUCAGCUGCCCCUACUGCCCCAAGCACGAGUUCAGCAGCCUGGCCGUGCUGGAGAUCCACCUGCGCACCAUCCACGCCGACAAGCCCCAGCAGGUGCACACCUGCCAGUACUGCCUGGACGGCUUCCCCUCGCUCUACAACCUGUCGGAGCACGUGCGCCAGUCGCACGACGAGCGCCACCGGCUCGCCGUCGCCGCGGCCGCGGGCGCGGCCGCCGGAGGAGGAGGAGGAGGAGGAGGAGGAGGAGGCCACCAGCAGCAGAUGGACGGCGGACCGCUGGGGCACGGCCUCCACCUGAGCUACCACUGCAACUACUGCCCGGACACGUUCCCCGACAUCAACUCGCUGCAGGAGCACAUCCGCCUGGUGCACUGCUACGCGGGCGGCGGCGUCGGCGGCGUCGUCGGCAUCGCCGGCGGCGUCGGCAGCGGCGGCGGCUCCGGCGGCGGCGGCUCCGGCGGCGGCGGCGGCGGCGGCGGCGGAGGAGGAGGAGGCGGCACCUCCAAGGACAGCAACACCUUCUUCUGCCCGCAGUGCAUGAUGGGAUUCCUCACGGAGGGCUCGCUCAAGGAGCACAUGCGGCAGACGCACUGCGUGCUGGUGGAAGCCGGCGGCGGCGGCGGCGGCGGCGGCGGCGGCUUCGACUCGCCACGCGCGGCGGCGGCGGCGGCGUCGUCGGCGCCGCCGCCCGAGCCGAUCGUGGAGGUCUACUCGUGCCCCUACUGCACCAACUCGCCCAUCUUCAGCAGCCUCCUCAAGCUCACCAAGCACAUCAAGGAGAACCACAAGAACAUCCCGCUGGCGCACUCCCACAACUCGCUCGGCUCCGGCAACGGCGGCAGCAACGGCGGCGGCUCCGGCGGGAGUCACAACAACAACAACAACAACAACGGCCGCAAGAGCAGCCGGGACCUGAGCCCCAUGUCCGUGGAGUCGGAGCUCCCGUCGCCCAAGCGCUUGCGCCGAUCGCAGGCCGCGGCCGCCGCCGCCUCCGCCGCCUCCGCCGCCUCCGCCGCCUCGGACGAGUUCCCGUGCGGCCAGUGCGAGCUGCGGCUGCCCACCGCCGAGCUGUUCCAGGCGCACCAGCGCGCCCACCACCUCGACGCGCUGCUCCUGCGCAAGCAGAGCUGCCCGCAGUGCCGCGAGGAGUUUGCGACGCGCGACUCGCUGCUGCGCCACGUGGCCACGCACUUCGCCGCCGUGGCGGCGCAGUUCGCGUGCGAGAGCUGCGACCGGCGCUUCGCGUGCGUCGACGAGCUGCAGCGGCACCUGCUGGACGCGCACACGGCCGUCUUCUACCGCUGCGCCCUCUGCCGCGAGGCGUUCGAGUCGCGCGUCUCGCUGCAGAUCCACAUGGCGGUGAGGCACGCCGAGGAGCGCAAGGUGCUCCGUUGCACCGCCUGCGGCUGGGACUUCCGGCGCGAGGCGGAGCUGCGGGCGCACGUCCAGCAGAGCCACCUGGGGCAGCCGGGGAGGCCGCACAAGUGCAUCUUCUGCGGCGAGGCGUUCGCCACCGAGGUGGAGCUCCAGUGCCACGUGACGACGCACGGCCGCCGGCACGGCUGCCGCUUCUGCGGCCAGGCGUUCCAGGGCGCGGCCGCGCUCGAGCGCCACCUGCGGGAGAGGCACUGCGUCUUCGAGGCGGCCGACGGCGGCGGCGGCCAGCAGCAGCAGCAGCAGGCGAGCCCCUCCAACGGUCCGGCGUCGUCGUCGCACCAGCAGCAGCAGCAGCAGCAGCAGCAGCAUCAUCACCAGCAGCAGCAGCAGCAGCUGCACGCGGCCAAGCAAGAAGAUGCAUCGACGGCGGCGGCGUCGGAGCUGCCCAGAAUUCUCAGCGGCGGCGGCGGCCAGGAGAUGACGAACAGCCACGACGGGAACGGCGGCGGCGGCGGCGGCGGCGGCUCAGCCUGCACCUCGUCGGCUCCGACGGCUCCCUCGGCGGCGACGCCGACGCCGGCGGCGGCCGAGGAAGACGGCGGCGGCGGCGGCGGCGGCGGCGGCGUGGGCGGCGUCGACGGCUCGGAGCCCAUGUACGCGUGCGACAUCUGCGGGGCCGCCUACACCAUGGAGUCUCUGCUCGCCAACCACCGGCGGCGGGACCACAACAUCCAGCCGGGCGACGCGGGCGCCGGCGCCAAGGGCCAGGAGCUGCUGCUCAUGAAGGGCAGCCACAAGUGCGGGGUCUGCGCCCGCACCUUCUUCUCGGAGGGGGGGCUCCGCGAGCACGCGCAGACCCACCGCGGCGGCCCCGCCAAGCACUACAUGUGCCCCAUCUGCGGCGAGCGCUUCCCGUCGCUGCUCACGCUCACCGAGCACAAGGUGACGCACAGCCGGAGCCUGGCGACGGGCAGCUGCCGCGUGUGCCGCCUGCCCCUGCACAGCGAGGAGGACUUCCUGGAGCACUGCCAGCUGCACCCGGACCUGCGCAACUCCCUGACGGGCUUCCGCUGCGUCGUCUGCAUGCAGACGGUGACGUCGACGCUCGAGCUCAAGAUCCACGGCACCUUCCACAUGCAGAAGGCCUCCUCCUCCUCGUCGUCGGCGGCGGCGGCGGCGGCGGCCGCGGCCGCGGCGGCCGCGGCGGCCGGCGGCGGCGUCUCGUCCUCCGCGCAGGACGACGACGGCGCCGCCGGCUCGCCGGGGCCGGACGGCAACGGCGGCGGCAACGGCGGCGGCGGCGGCCGCGGCUGCUCGCUGGCGUCGCCCUCCUCCUCGUCCGCAUUGUCGCAGCAGCAGCAGCAGCAGCAGCAGCAGCGGCACCACAAGUGCGCCUCCUGCCUCAAGGAGUUCCGCUCGCGCCAGGAGCUGGUGCGCCUCGACAUCGGCGGUCUGCCCUACGCGCUGUGCGCCGGCUGCGUGCUCAGCAAGGCCGGCGGCGGCGGCGGCGGCGGCGGCGCCGGCGGCGGCCGGGGAGAGUCGCCGGGAGGCGGCGGCGGCGGCGGCGGCGGCGGCGGAUCGCCCGACGAGCCGGGCGGCUUGCCGGACGGCGGCGGCGGCGGCUCGCCGGCGCUCAAGCCGCGCUGCCUCCUGUGCGGGGUCAAGUUCGAGACGCUGGAGGAGCUCGAGGUCCACCUGCAGGCCGACCACCGCGACCUGGCGCUGGCUGCGGCGACGACGACGCAGCAGCAGCAGCAGCAGGACAGCGCCGGCGGCUGCCAGAAAAAGUCCUCCCCCAAGCACUUGCAGCAGAGCGGCGGCAGCGGCAGCAGCCUGCCGCGGAAGAAGAGCUACCAGUGCAUCAAGUGCCAGGUGACCUUUGAGAGCGAGCGCGAGAUCCAGGUUCACGUGGCCAACCACAUGAUCGGUCAGUGACACAACCCCCACACACCACACUCACCACACACCACAGCCACCACACA